Molecule: messenger RNA, 3537 nt
Organism: Puntigrus tetrazona (Sumatra barb)
Lineage: Eukaryota; Metazoa; Chordata; Actinopteri; Cypriniformes; Cyprinidae
Product: cytolytic toxin-alpha
Exons: 5
Coding region: 106-2337 (743 amino acids)
Molecular function (GO): protein binding
Source: RefSeq, a predicted model, not a curated record
AAAAAGGAACAUUUCCUGAAAAAUAGUACUAUAUAUAUGGCUAAAAACCCCGAGAAUGUUGUACUUUCAGUGAAGACUUUAACAGGCAACACAUAAACUGCAGACAUGGCUUCAGCUCCCAUGGAAGUGGCAGCCUUAGGAAGACCUCUGUUUCCUGGUAUGCUUUAUGACUGCCGCAAGGAUUCCUUCAUUCCAGGUGUUACUCUGUGGGAUAAGAAUUCACUAAGUGAAGAUCUGGACUCCCGUCCCCAGCUCCAGACAGAUUUGAAGCUCAGUAGCUCUGACUCGCUCUCUAGUAAGUCCAGUCUUAUGGAUAUAAGCGCUUCUUUGAAGACCAGCUUCUUGGGGGGGCUGGUGGAGGUGGGAGGAUCUGCCAAGUAUCUGCAUGACACCAAAUCCUCAAACCAGCAGUCUAGAGUGACAAUGUAUUACAGUGAAACAUCCAGAUUUGAGCAGCUCACUAUGACCCAGCUGGACAAGGUCACCUACCCUCAAGUGUUUGACCAGCAAACUGCAACUCAUGUGGUUACAGCUGUACUUUACGGAGCUCGGGCCUUCAUGGUGUUUGAUCGGACAUUUUCAGAAAAUGAGAACAAGGAGAAUAUUGAAGGAGAACUGAAUGUAAUGGUCAAGAAGAUCGCUGCAUUUUCAAUUGAAGGAAAGGGAGCUGUACAAAUGACAGCUAACGAAAAGGAGGUCGCUGAAAAUAUCAGUUGCACAUUUCAUGGUGACUUCCAUCUCAAACAAAAUCCCACCACAUACAUGGAGGCCCUGGAUUUGUACAAGAAGCUCCCCACUCUUAUGAAGGACAGUGCAGUUCCAGUAAAGGUCUGGCUUUAUCCUCUUCACCUACUGGAUAAUAAAGCAGCUCAGCUAGAAAGAGAAAUCAGCUCAGGUCUGGUUUCCAACACUCAAGAUAUAAUAGAGGGGCUGGAGGAGGCAGAGAGGACAUAUAAUGAUCUGUCCAGAAAUACACUUGUGAAUGUUUUUCGUGACAUUAAAGAGAGACUCAACUCAUUUCAGGAAUCAUUUAACAUUUACAGGUCGGUGCUCCGGAAAGAAUUGUCCAUGGUCUUGCCUGUUAUUCGAGGAGGAGGAAUGGAGGAGAAGUCACUGGCUGAAAUGUUAAAGAUUCACUAUGACUCCCCUUUUGUUGCUAGCAAGAUUAACCAGUGGUUAGAUGAUGUGAAGUCUGAACUUCACCUCUUGAGCUCAUACAUCAAGAUGCUGGAGGGGAUCAAAAUUCAAGAUUCAGACAGUCUCAAGGCCAUCCUCCUUAAUCCUGAUGUUGAUUCUGUGGUGUGCUUGACUUUCACAUCUCUGAAGUUUGAAGACCCGUAUCUUGAAUGCCUGACAGAGUUUCUGAAAAUAGAAAGGUUUAAGAAUUUAGAUGAGGAAACAAACAUGGUUCCAGUGCCUGCUGUCAAAAAGUGGUUCAGUGAUCUUGAUGUCAUAAUAAAUAUGAGAAAUAACUUACUCCAGUUCAGAAGUUUUUCAGAGGCCAAUAAAGAUCAAAAAAGGAUCUGCUUCAUCAUUUCUGCCAUCUCUGAUCCCUCAAAAAAAGGCUCCUCCAUCUAUCUGUAUGAAAAAGGGAAGCUGACAAACACACAGUUCCAGCCCAAUUCCAAACCAAUCCAGCCAAUAAUAAAGAUACUCCCAGAUGAAACUGUGUCCAUCAAAAUGCAGAAACCUCCAAAUGGGGGAACAGUGCAGUACAGAGUGGAGUACAAGCAGAUAGAAAAUUAUUUUGGAGCUGACCAACAGUGGCAUGUCAUUAACACUGAUAAUGAGGAGCUUAUUCUGACUGGAUUGAAAUCUGGAAAAAUGUACUGGAUCCGCUACAGGAUAGUGAGUACAGUAGGAGUGAGUGAAAACAGUGAGACCGUCUCCUUUUCACCAAGUUCGGUGCGUCCUCAGCUUGUGGGUGGGACAGGAGGUUCUGAAUUCUCCUUUGUAACUUCCGCCAUCAGCACCUUCAAAAAGAUCACAGUUACUUAUGGCCAGGAUGGAAAUACUUACCCCAUGAAGUCAAUCCAAAUACUUUUCAGCAAUGGUCAUGUAAUGGUCACUGGUAAGAGUAUAGGGGAUCACAAAAAGGAACUUCUUUUUGAUGACAAUGAUAAAAUAAUCGCUGCAACACUGUGGUCAGAUAAAAAUAUAAACAGACUCAGUGGAAUGGAAUUUGUAGUUGUCAAUGCUGGUGUCAGAAAAACCUUGUCUGUCAUGUGUACGAAUCAGGGUUACCCAGUGAGGCUUGAUGUGAAGUCUGGAAAGUGUUACGGCAUUAUAGCAAAACAUGGAUCUGACAUUGAUUCUUUGGGUUUCUUCUUCAUUUAGAUGCCAGUGACUUAAAAGUAUCACAUCAAUGAGUCUAAACCGUGAUUUUUAGGUUUUCCGUGACUAUGUAUUUUGCAUUUUGUUCUGUUUUAUUUAUUGUUUUCACAAGUCUUUGUUACCUCUCGGUUUUGUGCAAAAUACCUUUAUGUCCAUUGACAAUAUAAAGCUUAACUUGAUUUUUCUUUUGGUGAAGAUUCUAUAUCAUCAUAUGAUCUUUUUAUUUAAUUGGUAAGCUGUUGUUCUUUUUUGAUGUUUAAAGUAACAAUAAUUAUUAUAUAAAUCAAAACAGUUGUAUUUUCUUGUCAUUAGCUUUUCCUUUUAAUGUUUUAGACAGCCCUUAAACAAAAUAUUCAUAUCAGGAAUUCCAUAUUAUGCAUUUUAAAUGUAAUAUUAUAAUUAAAGUUACUUAAUAUAAAAAAUUUUCCCUGCUUUCACCUUCCUCAACCACACCCAAAGCGCGACAACUACAAAACAAUAAAAAACGAGACAAGAGAAGGCUCUGUGACCCAUAGUUUUUAAUUUGAAGCAAGGCUGAUGGAGAAGAAGAGAAUCAGCAGAGUGGGGAGGACGAGAAGGCAAAUAAGGAUUAACUAAAUCACAGACAUAAAGAGAAAAUUCAUGCACAGCUUUAUAAGUUAAAACAAGUGCUUUAAACCCAAUGCGCGACUGAACUGGAAGCCAGUGCAAGUUACACAGGACACCACUAAUGUGCUGCCUUGAGGGACUGUGAGUGAGAACACGUGCUUCUGAGUUCUGACUAUACUGUAGCUAUACUGUAGACCAACACAUAGAGAAUCUUCAAUUCUUACAGUGAUAAAAGCAUGGAUCAGCCUUUCAGUAGCACAGAAUGGAAAGUCCUAAUCCUAGCAAUAUUACUGAAACGAUAAAAUGCUGAUUUAGUAACACUCCUAAUAUGUGCCUCCAGUGUCAAAUUAACAUCAAAUAUAACGCCAAGGUUACAAGCUUGUGAAGAUGGCAGUACACAGCUUCAGUGUCAAAUUAAAGCUGCUACAUUCAUGAAUGGCUGCUGGCGUACCAAUAAGUAAAACCUCAGUCUUAGAGCUAUUUAGUUUUAAAAAGUUGUGAAACGUCCAUACUCUUAUGUCCUGCAAACAUUUAGAAAAGAUUUCAGAACUAACUGUAACAUGAGAUUUGUACUGAUGUAUAUUUGUGUCUUCAACAUAAAAAUGAUACCCAAGA